Messenger RNA from Leishmania braziliensis MHOM/BR/75/M2904, 4305 nucleotides. RefSeq lists its product as hypothetical. Bases 1 to 4305 code for a protein of 1434 amino acids. Lineage: Eukaryota; Euglenozoa; Kinetoplastea; Trypanosomatida; Trypanosomatidae. Gene Ontology annotation, biological process: protein dephosphorylation. Gene Ontology annotation, molecular function: protein tyrosine/serine/threonine phosphatase activity. The transcript has a single exon. The record is from RefSeq and is a predicted model, not a curated record.
AUGGUCGCCAACGCGACCGCCGAGUGGCCACGAGACAUGGUGCAGCUGUUUACCCCGCGCGGCCUCACUGUGCCAUUUUCAACUGACAUGACACGACCGACUCUUUCCAGCAGCAGCCACGGCGGCGCCGGCCACUGGCACUCUCUCUCCGUGACGCCACGGACGAAUGGGUCGACAAGUGGCCGCCCGACCCCACGCAGCGCCACCGCUGCUUCUGCCGCAACCCUAUCCUCAACCCUAUCCGCAACACCGACCACCCCAGGUAACGGGUGCGGCGUUGGGGGGUUUCUGCAAGCAUCCGCCCGCUCCACGCCCUCGCUGGCGACGCCGCGUGCCUCUGAGUUUCAUUUUAGCGUUCAUCUUCUCACAGGUAAGCAGGCGGAUGCCAUAGUGGCGGCGGCUGGGCUGUUCACGGCCCGCGCCGUUGAGAAGCUCUUCCUCGACUGUGCCGAGUUCGAUCGAAGACUGUUUUACAACUUGAACGUGGCUAAGUUAAAGGUCAUGGCCGGCGGCUACGGCAUGCACCCCAGCCCUGACGUCACUUCUGGACGUCACGGCAGCGGUAGCGGCAGCAAUAGCACGAAUGCUGCUGCAAGGAAUCCACGCAAGAGCCCCAAGGCGUCACUGAGCUCGAGAGGGGGCGCCACUACCUCGACGGCGAUAACAGGCAACACGACGAGCAGGGAUGUGAACAACUCCAACAGCGCCCCGAGUACGUCUCGACAGUACCGUACAGCCAUGCUGGAGGCAUCGAAGGAGCUGCGACGGGAGCUGCUUGCUGUCACACGCCUCAGCUCGGUCACAGUGCCCGUCCCGUGCUUUAACAAGCGCAGUAGCGACCACGUGACAAGCACAGUGGUGUCCUCGAAUCCUGCGGAGCUGUAUAGUCUGAACGCCGUCUACCGCGUCUUGAGUGGCGUCCGCGUCGGAACACCUCGCUGGACGCACACAGGCGACGUAGUCAGCGCACUGAACUCAGCGCCCUACUCCGUGCCUGGUGGUGCAUCCGCAGCGGUCGCAGGUGGGUCAAGUUCAGGCGCAGCCAUGCUUGGAGCAACGGGCCCGUGGUACGUUGACCCACUUUUGUCCUUCCGUCCACCACGUCGCAGCGUCCACGGCGACGGCGCGGCCCCCAGUGCCACUACUCCCUCUGGCACAAUGGCGUCGAUUCCCUCCUUGAACAUCUCCAGCUGGCUACAGGGACCCCAGCCCCUCGACGUGCAUCGGGCGGCACGGGCCGCUCCCGCAGCAAUGGGAUCCUCAGGUUCAGCACAGCCCGCUGCAACUGGUGCAACGACCCCCCGCAUGGGCAGAACACCACGACGCGCAUGGGUACCGCCCUCCACGUCACGGACACCUUCACCGCCACAGCUGCCCUCGCUCGCGUUGGGCGUGCUGAGCGACGAUCACCGAGUUGGUAGAGUGACUCCGCCAGGUGCCGCGUUCACCUCUCCAACCACGUUGACCUUGACAGCGUCUACCGCAGAAACCCACGCCUUCAGCCUCCCGCUCAGCCUACUUUGCUCUGCAACGCCAGGCGGCGCUGCAAACGUGUGCUCGACAAAGCACAGCGCCUCUGCGGAGCAAAGCAUUACGGAUGCGUCGUCUUUAGUCUCACCCGCAGCAGCGCUCCCACCGCUACAGCUGCUUAACACGGAAGCGAGCGUGAAAGGAGAGGAGACGGUGCGGCGAACUAGCAACCCUGUCCCAACAGCAGACGCGCUUUCUCUUCCGCGCGGUCAAGAGGACGGUGCGCAGCCAGACGGUUGCGCUGCCGAGUGUUGUCACCACACCCGGCACUACCAUCACAGUCAUGCCGGCGGAGGUGCCCAGGCCAUGGACGGAAUCACCGGUCAUUACGAUAUCGGCGCCGAGGGCGUCUCCGCGAAUCGCAACGGAGAGGCAUCCGCACUGCCUCCGGUAGAGGACGCCGAGUACAAUGAAGUGUACGUCCAGCAGGAACGAGCGCAGCGGCUGAAAGCGUCGCAGCCAGUGGUGACGGAGGUUUUGCCAUACCUGUUUGUUGGCGGCGAGGACGCCGCGCGGGAUCGAGCGCAGCUCCUCCGGAAAGGCAUUACCCAUGUUGUGAACACCGUCAGCUGCUGCUGCAGUAACUUCUACCCAGAACUCUUCCGGUACUUCACGCUCAGCCUGAGCGACGCUGCUGAUGAGCCGAUUUUCUCCCUCUUUGCCGUCGUCAACGCCUUCAUCGAGAACGCGCUGGAGAGGCAUCAGGGCCGAGUCUUCGUACACUGUCAGCAGGGCGUAUCGCGCUCGUGCACGUUCAUCAUUGCCUAUAUCAUGUGGAAGAAGGGGCUGUGCUACGACCGCGCUUACGAGCUCGUGCGGGCGCGGCGAAACGUGUGCAAUCCGAACCUCGGCUUCUUCAUGAACCUUCGUCUCUGGGAGGCGCAGCUGUCAACGCCUCUAUUGAACAGCGUGUUUGCCUACGCUCCCUACACUUCCACGUCGCCGAUGCCCUUCUGUUACCAGCUGACCGCGUAUUUCGACUGCGCCACGUCUUCCACUGUCGCCGGCGCCGCUGCGUCGUGUUCUACCUUGCCAUUGCCUGUAUCGUCGUCGUGCUCUCCGGAGGGGCGGUUGCCUGGGUUCCUCUCCCCACGUGACAAGGAAGCACACAAGCAGCUUCGCCACGAUGUCCUGACGCGCGCAACCGACAUGAGUGAUGCGCCACAAGCGCUUCCCAGCACGUUGUCGCUGGAUCCGCGCUUGGCUUAUCUGUUUCUCUUCGCACCAGGUGCGCGAGCUGCGGACAGAACCAGCCGCUCCAAUAGCCUCUGCACAGACUGGCGACGAGCAAAGGAGAAGGGCCAUCAGCGGCCACGGCUCGCUCGGAGCACCAACGUGGGUCCCGGUGCUGGCACCUGCAGCGACGAGGACACCAGCGCCGUGACAGGAUGCGUCGUCAUGGGACCACAUUGUCUUAAUAAGGUCUAUACUGAACGCGCUCUUACUGCCUGUCGGCAGCUACUGCGCUUCAACUUUUACAACGGCGAGGCGCGCACAAGCUUGACUAACACUGGGAGGGUGGUGCACUUCCACCCGAUGCGGCCGGUGCGACUGCUGCCAACUUUUUCAGCGACUUGCCCACCGUCCACCUCUUCUCCGUUUCCGCCCACCACUGCGGCUGUGCCGGUGGAGGUGGCGCAACAGUUGUUGUGGACGCGUGUCUCAAGUCAACUUUACAUCCGAAUGGCACAACAAUCGCAGUGGGAUGCGCUCUUGUCAAACACGCAACUUGGCGCCAUGCUGAGCUACUAUAUCGCCGAGGAGGAUCGGCUCGACUCCAGAGAAGCGGUGCGGCGGAACGCGCGCGAAAGAGCCACCGAGGGCAGUGGCUUGCAUAGCAGCAGCAGCAGCAGCAGCAGCAGCAGGGUUGCAGCUGGACGACCGACAAGCGCGACGGGACGCACGACACUGGCUCCUAACCUUUCGCUACCCGUGAGCCCUACUGCGUUGACAUCAUCCUUGCUCCGCACCGGGCGGCGCACACCUCGAACGCCGCGACAGCUACACACAUCGACCUCCGGCAACAGCGGCUACCACCGGCGGGGGAAAGAGAGCGCUAAGCUUGCGAGCAGUGAUACUGCAUACUGGUCGUCGACUGGCACCUCCUCAUCGCAGCGCCGUAGCUUUUCUGGUAGCGCGCCAGCUGUCGCCUCCACCUCAGUACCGCAGUCGGCGGUAGGUCAGCUUCAACAUGUAACUCUGCUUCCCAUUGCUUCUUCAGCUUCUGCGGCGGCAUUCCCACCGCACAUGGAGUCUGCCGGAGUUUCUCUACCGCUACAGGGCAUCUCAGGGCUAUCACUUGCUGCUGCCGCUGCUCACAAUGAGAACGGACCAACGCACGUGGCAGUGCGCAUGGCUGAGGGGGAGAGCUUUGCUUACGCCUACCCGUUUACGGCGUCGGCGAAAGUGACUAUUUCGGACCUAGACGAUCUCGAAGACGACCAGUGCUACGUGCUCGGUUUCCAGCAGCGCACUGGCACCUUCGUCUACCUGUGGCGUGGCACCGACGCAGCGGAGAGCUCGACCGACGUGGUGAGCGCGUUUGUGCGGCAGCUGCUAAGUGCCAGCGACCCGGCAGGGCAGGCCACGGUAGCCCGGGCGCUGAAAGCUGGGGAAUGGGCCACCUGCAGCCUCAACUUCCCUCGUGGCGACGACGGCGCCGCCGCUGCCAGUGUGGCGGACAAAGCUGACGUGGCGACAGAGGUGCUCGCAGGUGUGCGUGUGUUGUAUGUCGAGCAAGGCAACGAGCCAAAGGAGUUCUUCACUCUCCUGUAA